Molecule: messenger RNA, 1566 nt
Organism: Miscanthus lutarioriparius
Lineage: Eukaryota; Viridiplantae; Streptophyta; Magnoliopsida; Poales; Poaceae
Source: the annotation of a GenBank genome assembly
AUGGCCAUGGCCAUAGCCAAGAGCUCAGCGCUGGGGCUCGCCUUCACAUUCCUCUGUUGCUACGACGCCAUCAUCUGUUCCCGCGCUUCACCCGAUGACUUCCCCCAAUGCCUCUCGGCGAGCAUCCCCAGCCAGCUCGUCUUCACGCAGAGCUCGCCGUCGUUCACCUCGGUCCUGGUGUCAUCCAUCAGGAACCCAAGGUUCUUCACGCCAACAACGGUGAGGCCGCGGUGGAUCGUCACGCCGACGAACGCCUCCCACGUACAGGCGGCCGUGGUCUGCGGCCGCCGGCACGGGGUCCGCCUCCGCGUGCGCAGCGGCGGGCACGACUACGAGGGCCUGUCCUACAGGUCUCAGCGCCCGGAGGUGUUCGCCGUGGUGGACCUGUCCAGCCUCCGCGCCGUCCGUAUCGACACGCGGAGCUCCACCGCGUGGGUGGACUCCGGCGCGACGCUCGGCGAGCUGUACUACGCCGUCGGGCAGGCCAGCGACCGGCUCGCGUUCCCGGCCGGCCUGUGCCCGACCAUCGGCGUCGGGGGUCAUUUCAGCGGCGGCGGCUUCGGCACGCUGCUGCGCAAGUACGGCCUGGCCAGCGACAACGUCCUGGACGCCGUGCUGGUGGACGCUAAGGGAAGGCUCCUGGACCAGACCGCCAUGGGGAGUGACGUCUUCUGGGCGCUUCGAGGCGGCGGCGGCGAAAGCUUUGGCAUCGUGCUGUCGUGGCAGGUGAGGCUCGUGCCCGUCCCGCCGACGGUCACGGUGUUCAGGAUCCCGGUCACCGCCGGCGAGGGCGCCCUGGACGUGGUGACCAGAUGGCAGGAGGUCGCGCCAGCGCUCCCGGACGACCUCUUCAUCAGGGCGCUCCUCCAGAACCAGAGCGCAACCUUCGAAUCCCUGUACCUCGGCACGUGCGACGCGCUCGUGCCGGUGAUGAGACGCCGCUUCCCGGAGCUCGGGAUGAACCGCACGCACUGCCAAGAGAUGACCUGGAUUCAGACCGUGCCCUACUUCUUCCUGGGCGCCGGCGCGACGGUGGAGGACAUCCUGAACCGGACCACCUCCCUGAGCACCUACACCAAGAUGACGUCCGACUACGUCCGGCAGGCCAUCCCGCGGGACGCGUGGCCCAGUAUCUUCGGCAAGCUCGCGCAGCCCAACGCGGGGCUCAUGAUCCUGGACCCCUACGGCGCGCGGAUCAGCGCCGUGCCGGAGUCGGCGACGCCGUUCCCGCACCGCGCCGGCGUGCUGUACAACAUCCAGUACGUGAGCUUCUGGAUGGCCAAGGGAGACGGGUCAGCGCAUACGAAGUGGAUUAGGGACUUGUACGCGUUCAUGGAGCCACACGUGAGCUCGAGCCCGAGGGAGGCCUACUUCAACUACAGGGACCUGGACCUCGGUGAGAACGUCGUUGUCGGCAACGUCAGCAGCUACGACGCCGGCAAGGUCUGGGGCGAAAAGUACUUCAUGGACAAUUACAAGAGGCUUGCGAUGGUGAAGGGUGAGAUUGACCCCGACGACUACUUCAGGAAUGAGCAGAGCAUACCACCGCUCGUGCCGGGCAACUAG